GAUUCGACGUUUCAGAAGGAGAACCAUAAUGUCACAGUUUUAAAGACUUUUAGUAAAUUAAUCAAAAUAUUCAAUUAUACAGUACAUAUGUACAAAUACUUGCGUAUUUUAUACUAGAUUAUGUCUAAAAAUAAGUUGUACGUUCGUAAUUUGGGUAAUCUCGAUGAUGACGAUUUAUUGUCUUUAUUUGAACCAUAUGGCGAAAUAGUUUCUUAUGAAGUAUUCAAAUAUCCUUCUGGACAUAGUAAAGGAUAUGGGUUUGUUCUUUUUUUGCAUGAGAAGAAUGCAGAAAAUGCUAAAAGUCAAAUGAAUGGUCACUUGGUUAAUUCAAAACCUCUUCAAGUUUCAUAUUUUCAAGAGAAGGAGGAAAAAACCAAUAAAGAUAGUGCGUCAUCUACAAAUCUAUCAUCGUUUCUAACUCAACCUUGUAUGAAUAAACUAUUUGUGACAAAUUUGGAUGAGAGAAUAAAUUCAUAUGAGUUAGAAAAACUAUUUGAAAAAUAUGGAACAAUAACAUUUUGUCGUGUUAUGGAAAAAAAUGGAAAAAGCAAAGGUUGUGGAAUUGUUGGAUUUUCUUCAGAAGAGGAAGCUAAGAAUUCUAUUUCAUUUAUGAAUGGCCGUACCUUCUACUCUAAACAGAUGAAAGUUGAUUUUUAUAAAGCUAAGGGGGAGCAGAAAUAUGAUUCAAGUCAAAAGAAUCCAUUUGGUUCCCAAAUAAACUUGGAGUCUUUAUCUUUGAGUGUUCCAAAAACAAAACCCUCAUGUUCAAAGAUACAUGUAAAAAAUUUACAUGAAGAUGCUGGUGAUAGUGAUUUAAAUAAUUUGUUUGAGCAGAUUGGAUCUAUUACUUCUUUUUAUGUUUUGAGAGACAAUUAUGGAAGAAGUAAAGGAUCUGGUGUUAUUAAAUUUUCUAAUGAAGAAGAAGCGUCAAAUGCAAUAAGAAAAAUGAAUGGAUUCAUAUUCAUGAAAAAGAAGCUUUGUGUUGAAUUCUUUGAAUGCAAAAAUAAGAAUAAAAAGCAGCCUAUUCCUGAUUUAAGAAUGAAGAAUCCGUUUGGUUUCCAAUUGAGCAUGGAAUCUCAGUCCUUGAGUAAUUCAAAAAAAGUAUUUGUAAAAAAUUUACAUGAAGAUGCUUGUGAUAGUGAUUUAAAUUAUUUGUUUGAGCAGUUUCGACCUAUUAAGUGUUAUGUGUUGAAAGAAAGAAAUGGGAGAAGUAAACGAUCUGGUGUUGUUGAAUUUUCUAAUGAAGAAAAUGCAUUUGAUGCAAUAAGAUUAAUGAAUAAUUUUGAGUACAUGUCUAAAGAGCUUUGUGUUGAACCUUGUAAAUCCAAAAAUGAGAGUAAGAAGGAUUCUAUUUCUGAUCCAGGGAUAAAGGAUCCAUAUGGCUCCCAAUCAAGCUUGGAUUCUCAAUCAUCGAUUAAUUCAAAAACACAAUCUUUGCCCUUGAAAAUAUAUGUAAAAAGUUUACAUGAAGAUGCUCAAGAUAGUGAUUUAAAUAAUUUGUUUGCAGAGUUUCGACCUAUUAAGUGUUAUGUGUUGAAAGAAAGAAAUGGAAGAAGUAAACAAUCUGGUAUUGUUGAAUUUUCUAAUGAAGAAGAUACAUUAAAUGCAAUAAGAAAAAUGAAUGGUUUCAUGUACAUGUCUAAACAGCUUUGUGUUGAAUUUGGGAAAUCCAAGAGUGAGGCUAAGGAUUCUAUUCCUGAUUCAAGGAAUAAGGCUAAGCCUUCCCAAAAAUCGGGAUCUUCACUUGAUCUGUCUACUAGACCUGUUCAAAAGCUUAAAUCUUCAAAAAAAAGUCGCAAAAAUGAAAAACUUUUUAAAUUGCGUGUAGAAAAUUUAGAUGACGAUGUGAACAACGAUGGGUUGCGUAGACUCUUUUCACCUUUUGGAAAAAUUAUAUCAGCAAAAGUUAUGACAUAUAACAAUGGUAAUAGUCAAGGAUAUGGAUUUGUAUCUUAUGAAACGAAUGAAGAAGCCAGCAAAGCAAUCAGCUCAAUGAACGGUGUUCAACUCUCUUCAAAGAAAAGUCUCGUUGUAGCUUAUUCCGAGCAAAAAGAAAAAUUAAAUAACGUUGAUGGAAACAAAAAUGAAGUUGAAAGGGAAUGUUGCGUUUGUUAUGGCGAUCUAUCUACCAGGAUUGCGUUUAUUCCUUGUGGUCAUACUAGUGUAUGCGAUGGUUGUGUCACACUAUUAAAUAAUAAAUGUCCUAUAUGUCAAAGGGAUUUCAUAACAUUCACAAAAGUGUAUAUUUAAUUCUUUUUUAGUUAUAAAUCUCUGUGAUAUAUUUUAAGUUUUAGUGAUUGUAAAUCUUGUGUCGAAUCAAUGUGAUAAAUAAUUUUUAUCCUUCUA
Molecule: messenger RNA, 2346 nt
Organism: Hydra vulgaris (swiftwater hydra)
Lineage: Eukaryota; Metazoa; Cnidaria; Hydrozoa; Anthoathecata; Hydridae
Molecular function (GO): mRNA binding
Source: RefSeq, a predicted model, not a curated record